Molecule: messenger RNA, 2635 nt
Organism: Carassius auratus (goldfish)
Lineage: Eukaryota; Metazoa; Chordata; Actinopteri; Cypriniformes; Cyprinidae
Product: EGF-like repeat and discoidin I-like domain-containing protein 3
Exons: 11
Coding region: 1-1509 (502 amino acids)
Cellular component (GO): plasma membrane
Molecular function (GO): calcium ion binding; signaling receptor activity
Source: RefSeq, a predicted model, not a curated record
AUGACUGGACAGCCGGUGUCCUGUAUUGAGACACCUGCCAAGAAGGCCUUAGAGGGGGACCAUAGCAAACAAGCAUUAGGUCCACCCUUCUCCACUCGCUGCUCGCACUGGACACAUACAGUUAAGCUCCUGCUGGUCUGGCUCCCUGAAGGGAGGAGGACUGAAGGCCUGGAGUACGACAGUCAGAGGUGUAGAGGAGGGGAAUUUAGGAAUAUACCCAGCUCGAGGACAGAGAUCCUUUUGCCAGACCGGAUGCAAAGUCCAGCAGAUGGUGAGGAUCCAACUUCAGCAGGACCCUGCCAUCCAAACCCUUGUCACAAUGGAGGCACCUGUGAAAUCAGCGAAACGUUCAGGGGUGACACGUUCAUUGGAUAUAUCUGCAAGUGCCCAUCAGGCUUCAACGGAAUCCACUGCCAACACAAUGUUAAUGAAUGCGAAAGAAGCCCCUGUAAAAAUGGAGGGAUCUGCACGGAUUUGGUUGCAAACUAUUCCUGUGAAUGCCCAGGGGAAUAUAUGGGAAGAAACUGCCAGUACAAAUGUUCCGGUCCGCUAGGCAUGGAGGGUGGAAUCAUCUCCAACCAGCAGAUAACGGCCUCCUCCACUCACCGAGCUCUCUUCGGCCUCCAGAAAUGGUACCCUUACUUUGCCCGGCUAAAUAAGAAGGGUCUUGUGAAUGCCUGGACCUCAGCCGAGAAUGACAGAUGGCCCUGGAUUCAGAUUAACCUACAGAGGAGGAUGCGCGUCACAGGAGUGAUAACCCAAGGAGCCAAGCGCAUCGGGAGCCCAGAAUAUGUUAAAUCGUACAAAGUGGCCUACAGCGAUGACGGAAAGACCUGGAGGACAUACAAAGUCAAGGGCACGGAUGAAGAUAUAAUCUUCCGUGGGAAUAUUGAUAACAACACUCCAUUUGCCAACUCCUUCACCCCUCCUAUUGAGGCUCAGUAUGUGAGGAUCUACCCACAGGUGUGCAGAAGACACUGCACUCUUCGCAUGGAGCUCCUGGGUUGUGAGCUCACUGGGUGUUCGGAGCCAAUGGGCAUGAAGUCUGGGCAUAUUCAGGACUUUCAAAUCACAGCCUCAAGCAUAUUCAGAACUCUUAACAUGGACAUGUUCACCUGGGAACCUGGGAAAGCAAGACUGGAUAAACAAGGCAAGGUCAAUGCCUGGACAUCUGGACACAGUGACCAGUCCCAGUGGCUGCAGGUUGACAUGCUUCGGCCAACAAAAAUAACAGGCGUUAUUACCCAGGGGGCGAAAGACUUUGGGCAUGUUCAGUUUGUCGGCUCCUACAAGCUGGCUUACAGCAAUAAUGGCGAGAGAUGGCUUAUAUAUCAAGAUGAAAAACAGAAGACAGACAAGGUCUUUCAAGGAAAUUUUGAUAAUGACACCCACAGAAAGAAUGUGUUAGAUCCUCCCAUCUACACCAGAUUCAUCCGAAUUCUUCCAUGGUCGUGGUAUGGAAGAAUCACUUUGCGUGCAGAAUUACUGGGAUGCACGGAGGAAGAGUGAAGACCCCUUUUCUCUGGCCCACAUUCGAUAUAAACUGUGCUUAAAAAUGUACAAUUUAAAUUGUUUUCAUCUGAAUUUUCAAUUUUUGUAAUAUUAUGAUUUGUUUUAUUUUAUUUUAUUUUACCCUACAGAGGUUGGGUUCAGUCAUCUAUUAUGUCCUGCUUGUUUUUCCUUUUUAUGGUCUGUUACUCUUUUUUUAAAGACCUAAAUGGAGGUUAAAAAUUCACUGUGGUUUAUGCAGCUGAACAAUAGCCACUGUACAGUGUCACUUUAAAUCAGAAAGAAAAAAACAACAACAAUUUGACAUGCAAUGCUUAUUGGGCCAUAAUCAAACACAUGACAAAAAAAGACUAACAUUAACAUACUGUAUAAAAUAUCUUUCUACUUUCAUUUUAACAGCAGGCCUGUCUGAAGUUAUAUCUCCACUGACACUGAUGUUGUGUAGACAAUAAAUAUGAUGGUAUUGUAUUAUAUGUAAAAUGCAAACUAACUGCAUGAUUCAAAAGUGAAUAGAAGUAUAAGACAACAAGAUGUAUAAGUUCAAAUUAAACCAUUUCGCAAAUCUUUUUUUUUUUUUUUCAAUCAUUUCACAUUUUUAUGAUCAGUUUUCUCAUACUUCUCUAAAGACACUGUUACAUGCCCCAUAACAUAAUGACAUCCCAUAAUGAAAGCAACACUACAGUACUGGAAGCACCUAUUACAGACUAAUCUUAACUAAUUUGAAGGUAAAGGUACAUUUACCUAAAGGUUAUGUAGGCAGUCUGUAACAACAACAGGAUAUUUGUUUUAAGAAAAUAAUGUCCUUGGGAAAUUCAUAAUUUAGAGGUAUUUUAAUGUAUGCAAUUUAAUUUACAUUUACUGUUUAAUUUACAGACGUCUCAGUUUUUUCAGUCUGUUUACCUGUUAACUACCUGUACUACUGUCUUUUUAUUUAAUUUUCUUGAUUGUAAAAACCUCAGGAUAGAUGUCACCUUUUUUUAGUACUUGCAAUGUUAUAAUUAAAACUUUGGAGUGCUUGUUAGAAAAUGUGAAGGAAUAUUAACAUACAAAAAAAUGUGUUGUACUGACUGCACUAAGUGGGGUUCCUUCAUUUUUUUUGGCAUAUAAUAAAAUCAUCAAUAAAUAA